ACAACCAAUAAAUGCCAGCGGUAGGGUAAUGACAGCCAACAAACAGAAACAAGUCAAGGUAAAAACGUGUUUCUACUUCUUCUCCGGCAGUUCUGCAGGACUCGCGGUUAACCACACGCGGAGUAUCAUUUCGCAGUGAAGUGUCUGUAAUUACUAGAACGAAAUGAAUAAAUCUUUUUCACUGCUAAUGUUCGCCAUCGUUGGCUACAAUUGCCAGGACUUCGCGUUUCCGGAAAGUCCGGGACAGAGACUAGACACCGACACUAAAACGGAUCGAGUGCCACUGUUUGCCCCCGACAGGUGCCCCGAGAACCAAUUACUCUACCCGGGGAACCAAAAAAACGACUGGAUUUGUGAUUGCGGGCCCGGGUUUAUUUACUACCCGCCACGGGAUGGUUGUUUCAGUGCCUACAGACAGGGCCCUUGUGCCUCGGGGUACCACCUGAUCUUGAAGCGAAACCAAGUUGUGCCCGAAUGUGUGAUCAACCCGUGCAAGGAUGGUUUCGCCAGGUACAAAGGGAAGUGCUACGAGAUGGGGAAGCCCAACGGCCCGUGCCCCCCCGUGGAGGCGGGCGGCGGGAUUUUUGACGUGAAUGCCACAACUUUGGCAGUCGAGUGCCUGAAAGGCACCGACCGCUUGUCUUUGUUCAACAUUCCGAAAAACUGCCCCCCUGGCAGCAAGCGGGACCGCAACAACAAGUGUCGAGAGAACUGGAAUGUAUGAGCGCGAUUUGUAACAAAAAAUAUUUAUUUGUUAUUAAUAAAGUUUUUAUUUUAUUAA
Molecule: messenger RNA, 781 nt
Organism: Tribolium castaneum (red flour beetle)
Lineage: Eukaryota; Metazoa; Arthropoda; Insecta; Coleoptera; Tenebrionidae
Exons: 5
Coding region: 164-724 (186 amino acids)
Source: RefSeq, a predicted model, not a curated record